This is a messenger RNA of Fundulus heteroclitus (mummichog), 3015 nucleotides long. Its product is annotated as retinol dehydrogenase 8. Bases 180 to 1106 code for a protein of 308 amino acids. The transcript is spliced from 7 exons. The record is from RefSeq and is a predicted model, not a curated record. Gene Ontology annotation, cellular component: cytoplasm. Gene Ontology annotation, biological process: estrogen biosynthetic process. Gene Ontology annotation, molecular function: estradiol 17-beta-dehydrogenase [NAD(P)+] activity. Lineage: Eukaryota; Metazoa; Chordata; Actinopteri; Cyprinodontiformes; Fundulidae.
GUUUUAGUAAUCCCUAAGCCUCAGUAGCGCCUGCCCCGUUGUUUGGGACUCCCUUGUGUUUGUUCAGUGAGUUUGCUGCAGUUCAUCGAUGCACUGUUGACGAAGUGUUUCCCUCUUCAGACAGCCGGUCCCGAAGUUUUUAGGAGCCUGUAUUAGGUUUGAGGUCCAACAUCAACCCCAUGGGGACCAGGAAAGUACUGGUAACCGGUUGCUCCUCUGGCAUCGGCUUGGCUGUGGCAGUACGCUUGGCCAAGGAUGAGGCCAAACGGUUUAAAGUAGUAGCCACGAUGAGGGAUCUUGAGAAACGUGGCCCUUUGGAAAAAGCUGCAGGUGAUGCAUUAAAUAAAACCCUGGCGAUCCAGAAGCUGGACGUCUGCUGUAAAGAAUCCAUCAAAGCGUGCAUCAACAGCCUCCCCGACCGGCAAGUGGAUGUCCUGGUGAGCAAUGCCGGCAUUGGCAUGAUUGGGCCUUUGGAGUGCCAAAGUAUCACUGCGAUAAAGGAGCUCUUUGACGUGAACCUUUUUGGCCUGGUGCGGUUGGUGAAAGAGGUGCUGCCCGACAUGAAGCAAAGGCAGAGCGGCCACAUUGUGGUGAUGAGCAGUGUCAUGGGACUACAAGGGCUUCUGUUCAAUGAUGUCUACUCGGCGUCCAAGUUCGCUGUGGAAGGAUUUUGUGAGAGUCUGGCAGUGCAAGCAAUGAAAUUUCACAUCAAGACUACACUGGUGGAACCGGGUCCUGUGAUCACAGAGUUUGAAAGGAAAGUGUACGAGGAUGCGGAGAACAUAGAUCUGUCUGAGACAGACGAGGAGACUGCCAGGAUCUUUCGGGACAUUUAUCUGCCAUACUCCAAAAUGGUCUUCACAACGUUAGGCCAGACCCCCGAGGAAGUGGCCGAGCAAACACAUAAAGUGAUUACAGCCAAGGAGCCUCCUCUGCGCCACCAGACCAACAGACUGUACAUGCCCAUGACUGCGCUGAAGCAUGCAGAUCCCACCGGCAGACUUCCUCUCGAAGCUUUCUAUAAGAUGAUCUUUAAACACGACCGGGUUUUCAAAGCUACAUUGGGGGUUCUGCGCAUGCUGCACAGGCGGGGAGGGAACAAAUAAUCACUUAAUGAAAGUAGAGGCGAAACGUAAUUGAUUAGCUGUGAAAAUAUAAAUUUUCCAGUAGUUCUUUUACUCCUUAGAAUAUGAUUUAUUCAUUUCCUGAAGAUAUGGACUGGAUAUUUGUGGUCCUUUUAAGCCUGAUGCAAGAAAUCAUUGUAAAACAUUCUUUACUUUUAAAAACAGAACUGUUUAUUAGAUGCUUUUGACAAAAUACUGAUUUCAAUGUCACCAAUUGUAUGUUAUUGCAUUGAUACAUUAUAAAUUAACUAGCAUUGAUUAUUUAUAUAGACAUAAAUGUUGACUUCUAAUCAAUGUCUUAAAGUGUAUUCAAGUCUAAAUAAUUAUAAUUGAAUUGCAAUUUUAUUUGAGUAUUUUAAGUAUAAACUGCUUUAAUCACAAUUAAUUUUGACAUUUUGUUUUGUACUACAAAACAUCUGUUAUCAAUUUAUAAUUUAUGAUUAUGAAAGUAAUUUUAAAAUAAUAGUUUUUUUUUUUUUUACAUUUUACAUGUAACCAUUAAAAAAAUAUUUUGAACUCUAUGAUACCCUGUUUCUAAGGUGUGUGGAACCCUCUUGGACUUUUAAAUAAAAGUGGUACCAGGCAGAGGGCAUCUAACAAUUAUAGAAUACAACAUAAGUUUUUUAAGCGAAGGACCAACUUUUUAAAUGUCUUAGAAAUAUGUAUAUCUUAAAUUAUACUUUUGGCAAAAUAAAAAUAUAAAGUUAGAGAGCCCUUUACUGAAAAAAAUGUUGGUAAUAACACUCUAAAGUGGGGAAGUAUAAUUAUGUUAUUUUGACAGAUUCCCAGGGAAAUAAAUUAUGUGCUGUGACCCAAAACCAGAUGUUAUUUUACAUUAAAAUAGAGAUCAAUACACAUUACUGCAACCACUCUCAAAGUAUUUCCUCGUCUGUUCUUAAAAACCCAUUUGUUCCGCUCGUGUUGAAAGAAUGUUUUUUUUUUUUUUAUAUUGUACCCAUGCAGCCAGUUUUACACAUGUAACAACAGUUUGUGUUGCAAGGUUUCCGUAUUUUGUGCGUUAUCCAUAUGCAAGUUAGCCAUCCAUCCACCAAAUGUACCCACUUUUCUGUCCACGGUUGGUGGGGGUUAUUGACUGGUGACUGUCGAUCACAACGCUGCUUUGUAAGUUAUUUACAUACAAAUUAUUAAAAUAUAUUUUGGUCUUAUAAAUGAGGAAACUCUUUAAUCUGUUAAACCCGUCUUACAUGUUAAAGAGAAGAGAUUGAGCCAUAGCUUUGAACCGGACAAAAGUCUGUGCCAUUAUUGAUCUUCUUACAGCAGCUUAUCUGAAGGUAUCUGCUGCUUAAAGAGGUUGAUUUCUCUUACUUAUUCUAAAGAUAUUGUUACAUCUGAGGAUUACACCAAUAACAGUACUGAUACAUGCUGUUGAACCCACCUUUAGACUCUAUUUAAGAAAAAAAAACAGCUUUUCCAUUCACAAGCUCUUUCAGUUUAGACUUUGCCCAGAAGAAACUAUACAUGCAUCUUGAAGUCAUGAUAAAUAGCUAUUAUGUUUCGGCAGCAGAAUCUCAGGUUUUGGCCGUUUCUGCUACUUGACUCAACUUGGGCAAACCUGAUCAGCUUCUGAUUCAAAAAAGAAUUAGAAAAUAGCUGGAAGUGCACUCAGAAAUAAUAAAAAGGUUGCUCUUUUCAAGAUCACCAUCAAUAAUAACUUUUGUAAUUAAACGAGAGAACUCAAGGUGUCCCUAUUCAGAACAAGCACUUUAUGCUUUAGUAUGAUAUAAACGGUAUAUAUUGUUUUAAUGUUCUCCCUGGAGCUUUUUAUUGCUAAAAAAAACAACAACAACAAAAAAAGAACAUUAACAAUAGUAUACUGAAAUGUUGUUUCCUAUAGUUUUUAUUAUAAACGUAUUAAACAGGUUUGAUCGAG